ACAUACACACACACAAACAGGGUAUCGCCACAGGUAUAUGUGUUUAGAUAUAGAGAAGAAAAACACACACAAAUUCUCUCAUCUCUAUCGUUCUUAUCCGUUAAUUGAUUCUUCUAACAACCGCCAAUUUCACACCAAUUUUAUUCUCGAAUCUCUUCCAGAUCUUCUUCACUCAGGUUAAAUUAACUCGUGCGUCAUUCUUAUUUAAGUAUUUAUCAUCCUGGCAUAAUGUCAGAACCGGAUGUGAUUAAACCCGAGAUGAUGAAGUCAUAUAUAUGGCUUCAAACUGCUGAUGGAUCGAUUCAGCAAGUGGAACAAGAGGUUGCCAUAUUUUGUCCUUUCAUAUGUCACGAGAUACAUGCAGGCAUGGGUUCUUCAAAAACAUAUCCAAUUUCUCUUCCAGCACGAGUCAAUCCCGUUACAUUAAGUUUAAUACUUGAUUAUUGUCGGUUCCAUCAAGUCCCAGGCCGCUCUAACAAGGAGCGCAAGUCAUUUGAUGAAAAGUUUAUCCGUAUGGACACAAAUAGGCUGUGUGAAUUAACUUCCGCUGCUGACAGUCUGCAAUUAAAGCCGUUAGUUGAUCUUACCAGUAGAGCACUUGCAAGAAUGAUUGAAGGAAAAACUCCUGAAGAAAUACGUGAAACUUUUCACAUACCUGAUGAUCUAACAGAGGAAGAAAAGCUGGAGCCUUUGAAAAAUAUAACCGAUGACCCGCGUAUACGAUUGUUGAAUAGACUUUACGCAAGAAAGAGGAAAGAACUAAAAGAAAAAGAGAAACUCAAGAACGUUGAAGUUGAAGCAGAGCAUGUAGAUGAUCGUUCAGUGGAUGAGCUCUUGUCGUUUAUUAAUGGAGAAAAUGGAGAUUCCAAGGAAGUAAAAACAGCAAAGAACAAAAAGAAAAACCGUAGAAGAAAGGAGCAACAAAAGAACGCUCCUCCUGUAUGCGCUAAUUCAAACACCUCUUCAUCUCCAAGCAAUGGCACAAAGGAAUCGAAUGGUGUUAGUUCUGUAAGUCGUGACGAUAGGGUGAAAGGUCAUUGUCUACCGAAUAUCAGUGAGCUUUUGAAGUUGCAAGAUUCAGAAGAUGAUAGAUUUGCACUUGAUGAUGAUUUUGAUGAUUGCGACAUAGGAGAUGGCAUAGAUCCUGAAAUUAAAGAGCAAAUUGACAGGGAAGUAGAGGACUUUGCUAGAAGGUUGAAUUCUGAUUGGCCAGAAAGAGUGCAAGAGCUUUUAUCACUAGGCCAAGAACGAAGACCAAGUUUAUAUUCUAUUAACGGAAAUGGUUGCUCAACGAAACGUUCAAAUGCAUCAGGGCUGGAGAAGCAUGAGAAGUGAUGUCUAAACUGACCAGGACUCAGAUUUUGACUUUCUGAAAGAGAUUAGAAAUAUGCAUGGAUUUUCAACUGUAAACCACCUAAGUUAUAUUUCUUUUUUCUCUUUAAUUAGUUUGUCAGACCCAAAAUGAUGCAAUUUUGAUAUGUUUUAUUUGGGUUUUUUUUUUAAUUUUUAUUUAACAGUGUUUUUAUUCUG
Messenger RNA from Helianthus annuus (common sunflower), 1530 nucleotides. Its product is annotated as SKP1-like protein 21. The transcript is spliced from 10 exons. Gene Ontology annotation, cellular component: nucleus; cytoplasm. The record is from RefSeq and is a predicted model, not a curated record. Lineage: Eukaryota; Viridiplantae; Streptophyta; Magnoliopsida; Asterales; Asteraceae. The coding region runs from base 229 to 1335 and encodes 368 amino acids. Gene Ontology annotation, biological process: SCF-dependent proteasomal ubiquitin-dependent protein catabolic process. Gene Ontology annotation, molecular function: cullin family protein binding.